AUGCUAGGGGUUGCGCUGCGGACGAUGCUAAAGGAGAAACAGAAAGAGAGGGAAUACGGCAAGAGAAGGUCUAUCCAACGAUUAGGUGGUAAACUCAAUCGUAUCUUGGUUCAAGCUUGGAAACUGGGAAAGAUUGUUCCUUCAAGAGAAAUGUCGUACACUUCAGACCCUGCAAGCUUUCCUGAGCCUGUUGAUCUGUCCCACCACCUGUCGCGCAGCACAAAGGCCCGUGAAGCUUCGCAGAUCAAGCGCUUCUACAAGUACUUCGGGAUUCCCGGCAUCUCCCAACUAGCUGGAGGCCUCCCCAACGACAAGUACUUUCCUUAUGAUACCCUCGAAGCUAAGGUUGCCCACCCCAAUCGCUGGGAGCCCACGCCCAACAAGCCAAUCGAUCCUCCACCCAACGACCCUCCAACCGCAGAGCUAGCUUCCGCGUCCAUCGCCACUCGCAAAGAUGAUCCGCCCUCAGCACGCCUCGUUGUUCCCCACGAUUCUGGCGUUCAAGAUCCGACUCGCAUAAUUGAUCUGAAGUCGGCAUUGCAAUAUGGCACAGCACAGGGCUAUCCGUCGCUCUAUACGUUCAUCCGCCAAUUCACACGCGACAACCUGCACCCGUUUGUACCAUACAAAGGCGGACCAGACGUCAUCUUGACCAACGGUUCGACUGACGGCUUCUCCAAGACUAUCCAGGCCUUCUCCAAUGAAUGGGCUGAGGGUUACAACCCCGUCGAAGAGCGACCGGGACUAUUGGUCGAGGAAUACUGCUACAUGAAUGCUAUCCAGACGGCGAAACCGAAGGGCUUCAACAUUGCGCCUGUGGCUAUUGAUGAUGAGGGUAUGAUCGCGAAGGGCCCAGGGGGUCUCGAAGAUGUUCUAGACAACUGGGACUUCUCCAGGGGACGUCGUCCGCAUCUUAUGUACACUGUAACCAUCGGCCAGAACCCCACAAGCGGCACCCUUAGCGUAGCGAGGCGGACAGAGAUCUAUGCGCUCUGCGUCAAGUACGACAUCUUGAUCGUUGAGGAUGACCCAUAUUGGUAUCUUCAAUUCCCUUCAUCUUCACCAGGGGCUACCGCAACUCCCAAGCCGAAGAAGUCGUCCGGUUUCGAGUUUCUCGAUUCACUCAUUCCUUCCUACUUGUCGCUCGAUUACCAGGGCCGCGUCAUUCGUCUAGAUACUUUCUCCAAAACUGUCGCUCCAGGAUGCCGUCUCGGAUGGAUCACGGCGCAACCCGCCCUCGUCGAGCGCAUCCUCCGCGUCACCGAAACCAGCACCCAACAACCCUCCGGAUUUGUCCAGUCGAUGAUCGCAGAGCUCCUUAUGGGUCCUCAGAGCUCCACUGACCCGGGCCGAGGCGGAGCUAAGGAUGGCAGCGGCUGGAAGGUCGAUGGCUGGGUGCGCUGGCUCGAGGGUCUCCGCGGCAACUACGAGCGCAGGAUGAACGCCAUGUGCGACGUCCUCGAUGCGAACAAACACGCCGUCAAAGCUGGUCGCCGAAAAUCGCUGACCGAGGUCGCCGAUGACGAAGACGAGUGGGCUGUCGUGGAGAAGACCAAGAUCUACGACUUUGUGCGCCCUCUCGGUGGUAUGUUCGUCUGGGUGCGCUUCGACUUCUCCUCGCAUCCGCUUGCAAAGCAGGUACCCGCUCAACGCCUCUCGCAAGCGCUCUGGGUCUUCUGGACGACUAAGCCGUAUCUUGUCCUUGUGGCGCCUGGCACGAUGUUUGCGCCCACCACGGACAUUAGGGAUGGCGAUGCGUUCAACUGCGCCCGAUUGUGCUUCGCGGCGUGUCCUGUGGAUGAAGUCAAGAGCAUCACGAAGCGCUUCAGCGAUGGUGCGCAGGCUUUCUGGCGCAUCAAGAGCGUGGAGAAGAUCAACGAACUGCUGGACGAUGAUGAGGCAGAGCAUGGCCAGGUGGAUGCGGGUCUUGCGCUGCUGAACGGCAUGUGUUAA
Molecule: messenger RNA, 1953 nt
Organism: Didymosphaeria variabile
Lineage: Eukaryota; Fungi; Ascomycota; Dothideomycetes; Pleosporales; Didymosphaeriaceae
Exons: 4
Coding region: 1-1953 (650 amino acids)
Biological process (GO): biosynthetic process
Molecular function (GO): pyridoxal phosphate binding; transaminase activity
Source: RefSeq, a predicted model, not a curated record